Molecule: messenger RNA, 1104 nt
Organism: Melospiza melodia melodia
Lineage: Eukaryota; Metazoa; Chordata; Aves; Passeriformes; Passerellidae
Product: olfactory receptor 14A16-like
Exons: 4
Coding region: 1-1104 (367 amino acids)
Biological process (GO): G protein-coupled receptor signaling pathway
Cellular component (GO): membrane
Molecular function (GO): olfactory receptor activity; G protein-coupled receptor activity; odorant binding
Source: RefSeq, a predicted model, not a curated record
AUGGCUUGGCAGCUGGACUGCCCCGACCCCCUUGGCUCGGCAGCGCACGAACUGCUGCACCAGUUCCUGGGUGACCCCCUGCAGCAAACCCCUCGGCAAUCACCCCGCUUCCAGCCCGGCUUUGACUGGCCCUGGAAAUUACAGCGCUGGCUGCACCCCAGAGGCUGCCCCCACUCUGAGCACUACGCGAGCCACUGCGCCAUGUGGAGCUCACCGGUUUCCUUGUCUCCUGGUGUCUUUGAGCUUACAACCUGCAACAACUGGUGGAACUGGGAGAGUCCAAUAGACUUUGCCCAAUAUGUGGCCCUCCUGGGCAACGGCCUCAUCAUCAGCGCCGUAGCCUGUGGCCACCACCUGCACACGCCCAUGUUCUUCUUCCUGCUCAACCUGGCCCUCAGCGACCUGGGCUCCAUCUGCACCACUGUCCCCAAAGCCAUGCACAAUUCCCUCUGGGACACCAGGAACAUCUCUUACACAGGAUGUGCUGCUCAGCUCUUUUUCUUUAUGUUCUUCAUUGGAGCAGAAUUUUAUCUACUGACCGUCAUGUGCUACGACCGCUACGUGUCCAUCUGCAAACCCCUGCACUACGGGACCCUCCUGGGCAGCAGAGCUUGUGCCCACAUGGCAGCAGCUGCCUGGGCCAGUGACUUUCUCACUGCUCUCAUGCACACAGCCAAUGCAUUUUCCCUGGCCCUGUGCCAUGGCAAUGCCCUGGGCCAGUUCUUCUGUGAAAUCCCGCAGAUCCUCAAACUCUCCUGCUCCAAAUCCUACCUUAGGGAAUUUGGGCUGCUUGCUGUUAGUGCCUGUUUAUCAUUUGGUUGUUUUAUGUUCAUUGUUUUCUCCUAUGUGCAGAUCUUCAGGGCUGUGCUGAGGAUCCCCUCUGAACAGGGACGGCACAAAGCCUUUUCCACCUGCCUCCCUCACCCGGCCGUGCUCUCCCUGUUUCUCAGCACUGGCACAUUUGCCUACCUGAAGCCCCCCUCCAUGUCCUCCCCAUCCCUGGAUGUGGCAGUGACAGUUCUGUACUCGGUGAUCCCAGCCCCCCCUCGGAGCCUCUCAGCAAAACCGCGGCUCCUCUACCCGUCCCCCCCCCCCGCCGACUGA